AUGCAACGGAGAGAGAAAAGCCCUGGCUUAAAGAUCCUCUGGAUUUGGACAUUCGGAACCGCCGCUAUACUCAUUGCGAAUGUGAUGAGAACCGGACUACGGGACUUUCAAUCUGCUAUGAAAGCUGAAGAACAAGAACAACAACAACGAAAUGAUUCCGCAACGGUUAUUGAUUCUCGAUUUCCGGAGGAGAGGGUAAUUGAAGACUAA
Molecule: messenger RNA, 210 nt
Organism: Lathyrus sativus (Indian pea)
Lineage: Eukaryota; Viridiplantae; Streptophyta; Magnoliopsida; Fabales; Fabaceae
Source: the annotation of a GenBank genome assembly